Molecule: messenger RNA, 10178 nt
Organism: Pocillopora meandrina
Lineage: Eukaryota; Metazoa; Cnidaria; Anthozoa; Scleractinia; Pocilloporidae
Source: the annotation of a GenBank genome assembly
CCAGUGUCUCACACCUCCAUAAAUUCGACUCACUCGCUGAUGAACUGACCUCGCUCUGUAAAUUCUUAUCACGCUAUUUGUUCUCCACAAUAAGAAAUGGCUGGGAGUGAAGAAAACAUGCGAAAGAUAGUUUUGGGUAUAGACGGAAGUGAACACUGCGAGCGAGCUCUUGAAUGUAAGUAAAGGGCAACCUUCCAAUUAUUUCGAGAUGACUUUUUCGGUCGAACCAUAAUUAUUCAGGUCAGGUUCAAGCUGGUUGAGGGUUGUGCAAUAUUUUUGAUCAGAAAAAGCCGCAGAGUAUGAGUUGUUUUUGUUAAGAAUAUCUAUCUGGCAAACGUUUUGAGAUCUGGAUGUGAAAAGAAUCAAUCAUCUUUAGGGUCGUGUCAGGAUUCACGUACUUCCCCACAGUUAAUCAUGUGUAACUGAAUACAUUAAUUUCGCGAUGGAAAUACAAUUUGUAGAAGCCGUAGGGAUUCGAAGAGAGAGUUCGAAUGCACUGAAUAAAAUCGUAUAAAUAGUUUUGAGGUGGACCGGAGUCAUUUGAGCUCGUUGUGUUCUAGAACAGAGAUUCACUUAACAAGUAGUACGCUACAAAUUUUAUUACUAAUUUUCUUGAGUAGAGGAUUACAGGUACUUUGGUAAUUGUCAUGUGACUUCUCGUGAACUGUGAAACAUGAAGCCUGUCACGUCUAGGGGAUUUCUCAUCAUUACUAGGCAUUUAACAGUCAAUCUCUCGCAUUUUCUUGAUUCAUUUUAUCGUUGUAACAAUUACUUAGUGGUGACUAUUUUAUUUAGAGAGAAAAAGAGCUGUACAAACACCUCAGUGAUAUCUAAUGAACCAUCUCUUCAUCUGAAUCAAACAAAAUCCAAUUCUUCAAAUGGUUUCUGUGGCUAGUUUGUUAAAUGAUGAAACUUUCCAAAUUUUCCAGACAAGUUUGCCCUAGAUAUGAAAAAAAAGUCAUGAGAAUUGUGCUACCUUGUCGUCAAAUUUAGGACCCCCUAUAUACACUGAAUGGAAUUAAAUAAAGAAUGGAAGGUAACACCUGGUAGUUAAGGUAUAUUAUGUGAUCCAGGGUAAAGAUGUUGUUUACAUUUGCUUCACAAUAAUAAGUAUUCGAUCUAUAUGCCAUACUUGGCUUAGUCAAUUUAUUUUUCUCUUAAGCAAUUAGCUUCCAUUUCAAGCAAUAACUUUUUCCUGCACUAAGGAGAUGUCAUCACUUGGGAAUAUGUUAUCAUUAUAAAGUGUGUACUCCAUGAUUUCUUGCUCACUGUUAAAAUAAUCAUUAGAGCAAAAUUUUCAGCCUUUAACAUUUUGUUCUCUUAUUUUAUUUUGCCUCUCUCUACACAGGGUAUGUCAAAAAUCUCUCUAACAAAAAAACUGACAAGUUAUUUAUAAUCCACGCACAGGAGCCUCCAACAAUUCCAGCUGCUCCCUACCCCUGUAAGUAGAACUAAACCUGUAAAUACCCCUGUAAAUGGAACUAGACCUUAGUUGUAGAAGACAAUGGUUCAAUGAAAGUAAUUGUAAAAUGUUAUGAUUAUUUGGCUGUCAAGCAUGAUGUAAUGGAGUUUUUAUGUAAUUUGUGUGGCUAUCAUCGUACGGAUUACAAAUAACUCAACAGUUGAGAGGUGUAUGUGAUAGUCUUGCAGAUAUUGUAUAUACAUACAGUGUUGGUUUUACGCUCUUAAAUUUUGCAAAAAUAGUAACCCAAAACCUCUAGGCCUUGCAAAGGUUAGUUUUGAUUCAAAUAUAAAUAUCAGUCCAAUCCCUAGUUAUUAUACUACUGUCCCUUUUAAAGUUCUGGUUUGCAUUUUUUUUUUAUAACUGGCUACCAAGGAGUCCUAAGUAAGCCUAAUGUUCAGAUAUGGGCAGUUUUUCUUACAGCAUUCUCAUCUGUCUAGAAAACCCUUCAACCUUUUCAGUGGCCUUGAUAGUCUUGAAAUUACCUUUUGGUCUUGUUCCUUGAAUUUGAUUUAGUAACAUUCUUUAACCUUGAAAAAUCCUUUGAAUUUUUAAAUUACAGUUUGAGAAUACACUUGCAUGGUUUUUUUCUUUUAAGUACAAUUGCUGAGGUGAUUAUAGUGAUUCCCAUGCUGUUAUGGUUGAGGAUUGUCCUUAUAAUAAAGUUAAAAAUAAUACUAAAACAACUAUUUGCCUUAAGCUCAUGGAAUAUGGUUCAAUAUUCCCUUGACUUUGUCAUAGGGAAUAUUCAGCAAUAAUUACUUUGCCUCUGGCAAACAACGAUAAUCAAAAUAUUACAUAAUCCAUGGGCAAACUGCUCCCUCAACCAAUCUGAGUAACCUAAACUCAUGGUGAACCAAUUGUGCAGAUAAUGAACUCAGAGCUUUAAUUGUUUUUUUUAUAAAAGCUUAUUCAUUUGAUUGGUAAUUUGCAGACUGAAAUGUUUAAUCUUAUUUCAGAUGGUUAUGCAUAUUAUGAGGAAUGGCAGCAUUUACUUCAGAAAAGUGAUAAACAUGCCAAAGAACUGUUGGAGUGCUUUGGAGCAAAGUGUAACCACCACGAGGUUUGUGAUUUUUUUAUGUAUACAUUUCACUAGUGAACUGUUGGAUAAAGGGUCAAUUUAAAAAAAUCCUUAGGAUUGUACUGGUGAAGCAACAUUGAAGGUAAGGGUGAAAAUUCCAUCGUGAGAGUUACUAUGCCCUCCUGAAAAUAAUUUGUUUCCUGGUCACAGUGCCUUUUUUUUGCAGCAUCCUUUUCUCCAGAAAAUCCAUAAAUUAGGAGUGGUUAACAUGUUGACUGGAAAGUUUUGUUGCAUAGGCCCCAAAUGGCAUCAAGCAGACUGACUGAAGUCUUAGAAAGCAAUGAUUAAAAGUGUCUUGCCCUGGCUGCAGACUGAAUGCUAUCCACAGGCUAACGGGAACAAUUUUCACAGAAAUGUAUACACCCUAGCUUUCCUAGAAAUGUAUGCACCCUAGUCUCAGUUUUGGACUAAUUGCAGCAUGUUGCCAGCCAAGGUGUUUAGAAAUUAUCUCUGCUGCCACCUUUGGCAGCUCAUAAAACCAUCCCAUUUAAAAGUAAGAGAUUUGCUUUUAUCUUGGCAGCUGAAGUUCAAGUUGUACAAAGAAGAAAGUAACAGACCUGGAGAAGUGAUUUGUAAGCUGGCAAAAGAUGAGGGUGCAGAUAUCAUUCUUAUUGGUUCACGUGGUGUUGGAACUCUGCGCCGCACAUUUCUUGGUAGUGUUAGUGACUACUGUGUGCACCAUACCCAUAUUCCUGUGGUGGUUAUUCCACCUCAAGAUUCACAUGGUGACCAUGCCCAUGCACAUUAAUUAUAUAUUUUACCUUUGAAGAGUCCAACUCUCAUGUUAAGUGUGUAACACUGAUUGUAGAGAGGGGUAAUCAUUCAUGAUCUCCAAGUGCAAAAGGGGCACAAAACAGAUAAUGAUUGAAAAUUUCACAGGAACCUGAAGGCAUUUGAAAUAGAAAACUACAAUGGUUUUUUUCUUUUUCAACAAUAAGUCUUCUUAGGGUUAUAAAUAUCAUCAAAUUGAUUAUUGUCUUGAAUUUUAACUUUUGAUUCACUGUUAGUAACUUAAAUAUACUCAAGUUUCUGCAAUCUAACUGUUUUCAAUAUCUUCUGUGGAGAUUAAAAGGAUAGAAAAGUAUUCUGUUGUGGCAAGAGUGUUAUUAAUGCAUCUAUCAAUUUGAAACAUUAAAUUUCUUUCUCCCCCCCCCCUCCCAAGCAACCCUCUAGGAAUUUGACUUUUGAAGAUAGGUUUGUUCAAAUUCACAGCACCUGGGCCGAAAUUGCAUUCAAUUGACUUACCCUAGUGCAGGAUUUGAUGGUCAAUUUUUUUGUAAAGGCAAGAUCAGUGACCAUGACUUUCUUGUAGCCUUUUUCUCCUGAGCCAUCUGCUCCUGAACAUAAACUCUUACCCUUAGAAGGGGUGUUAUCCGCUGGAAAGAAAUGACAGCUCCAGUUCAAAUUUCCUACCCCACAUGGGCAACAAACAAAUUCCCCACCCCCUGGAGCACAGAAUGCAACAAAAUACUGUUAGAAGUUUGCAGGCAUAAAUUCAUGGGCUGCAUUAAGGAGUGCCGAACAUGUACGCAUGCAUUUGAACUAAUCCCAAUGAGGGCACUAGUAAUGAUCUAAUAAUAAUAUGCACAUUCAGGGUUGUCAGUUAUUUGUGGCUUUCAAACACAUAACUGCAUGGUUUAUGUUGGAGUAAUAAAAUGAGCUUUUCUUAACCUAAACUCAUUGUUACACAGACAACAGACAAAUGCCCAUGAGUUGUAUGAAUCAAAUAAACAUGACAUGUAUGAAAUUAAAAAUCCCUUAGGCCAGCACAAGGUUCCACUUCCUUGUUGAGCGAAUGAACUGAAAACAGUUUACCCCAAACAACCAUCAAUUACAGAAUAAUAUCAAAUACUCUACCCUUUUUUCUUUGUUGCAUUUUCUAACUUUUUUCAGCUAUCAUUUUGAAGUAGCAACAGUGGUCAAUUACAGAAAUCAAACCUAAAAGAGAUUGACUUUUUUCUUUUUUUGACUUUUUCCUUUCAAUUGACUCCAGUAUGUCACCUCAUUGCUUACGUAGUGGCACAGAUUUCCUUUAAAACAAUUUAAUCCCAUAUAGAGCGUGGUUCAGGAAUGGCAAGUAUUUUUAAACCAUUUUAAAAAAAUGAUUGAUUUGAAACGUCAUUAAAAAAAAAAAGCCUUCCCCUCCCUUCAUGAGCUUCACUGAGGAGAGAUUCUCGCGACUUUCGUGUGGAAUCGAGCGUCUUCCCGCGCCCACGCGUGUUGUUCGUGGGUUCUGGAUGAAUUUCCGACAGGUACCAGUUCAUUUUGGCCACGUCCAAACGUGAAAGUCAACAUGACGGCUGAAGCAAGUGAAUGCACUGCGAGGAAAAUUCUCAUUGCAGUCGAUGGAAGUGAACAUGGUGAUCAUGCAUUCGACUGUAAGUAUAUCGUGGAAAUACGGCGUUCAUAAGUGUAUCUUUUUCAUUUCUCUGCUGAGAGAAGGUCAUGUCUUAAACGUUCGACGCUGUCCUACGAGGUCUUUGCGUGAUCGAGAUCACGCACAUUUUCAAAUGAGUCUCCACUCUUCCUUCUAAUAUUCGAAGUAAUCAGGAAUUUUGAUUUUUUUGGUGCAAAAGAAACGCCAUACGUAGCCAUCAAGAAAACGAGUCAUUAUUUCAUUUUUGCCCUUUUUGGAUCUGACAGAGGGCCUUCUCUAAAAGUUGGCCUAGUGCCAUUGAGGCAACGUUUGUACGUUUUGUUAAUAAGUGGUAAACGCAAACUGGCUUACGGAAUUUCACAAUUUUUCUCUAGCGCAUUUUCAAACAUUGAAAGGCUCCCAACGAAGUAAAACCUAUCAGGGUACUCAGCAUAAAAAUAAAUUCUCAAAUACCCUAAAAUGAUCAAUAUUAAACUUCUCCUCACGGUGACCAUACAUUAACCAGUAAACAGGCUUGAAACAAUCGAUAAACUCAUCAGCUGGGGGAUUUUAUAUCAAUUAAACUCCAAUUUUUUUGGGAAGUUAUGGACAGGUAAAUGGUUCUGGCCAAGAAGAAAGGAUUAUGAAGUAAAUCUGUUGAGUACACAGUUUAAAGUAGGCUCCCCAACCAAUUUUUUGGCCACAGGGAGAAAUACAUGUAGGGUCCUGUUUAACUCUUGCUGGAUUAUAAGGUGUUUUUCUCAUGUGAAUUGUAGAUAUUCUUAUAUAAUGAAAUCAAAACCUUUUUUGAUGGAGCAGUUGAGUGGCAAGGUGAUUGGAAGUGAUUUAGUUAGAAAUUGGGCUUAACCCUGGAGAACCACUAUAACUGUUACUCUUUAAACCCUUUAUGCCCAUCAGUGUCCCCAGCAGUCAAAGUGAUGUCUUCAGGACUAACAAAAAAAAUAAUUUUCAAAUAGUUACAGCUCUAUAUAUAAGAUUGUUGCCAAAGCUCAAACAGGUGAUUGUACACAUUUUUAAUAAUGAAAUUUUAAUUCAAGGGUACAUGGAAAAGAUUCAUUCUGCUGGAGAUUCUGUGAUUGUGUUACAUGCAUUUGAGAUUCCUUCUCUUCCAUAUUCAUCUGGGCCAUGUGAGUAUACUCAAAUGUUGCAUUUUUGCCUGUUAUAAACUCUUUUAUUGGCAUGCAGAGUAUAGGUUGGUAGCUAGGUCAUAUUUAUGGUGUGCACACAAAUGAAAGGAAAUAUUCCUGGGCCCCCAAGGCAGGGAAGGGAAGGGAGGCUGUAAAAAAUUAAGGUGGGUAGUGCAGCAACCCCAUCCUUUUUUCAGACGAAAGCAGAUAUUGUCCCCACCCUAUUUUAUAUAUGAACAGCCACCAAAAUAAUAAUUCUGAAAAAUGUCAAAUUCAACUCGAAACAGAGAGUGUGCUUAGCCUUACCCAUAAAUGGCUAAAGCCCUACCUAAUUUUAGACCAAAGCAAACACAGCUGAACCUCUCUGUAAAGGCCAACCUGAGAACAUCCUCAUUGUUUUGAGAUGGGGUGUGAUAUAACACCUGUUUUAUUUUGGAUGGUUACAACACAUUUGUUUUUUUUUAAACCACAUUUAAAAUUGUGUUCAUAACAGGAUCUGAAUGUGUAUUGCAAACCAAUUUGCAUCAUUCAAUAGCAGUGAAACAAAACACUGUGGUACAUAUUUAAAAAAUUUUAUUAAAAAAAAAAACCAAUAAGGUGUAACAUGUAGCUUCACCAAUGAAGGGCAAUUCAUGCAGAGCCACCUUUUUGUUUAUGUCAAAUGAAAUGAUGGAGAUUGUGCUUGAAUUUGGUUCAUCAGUAGUAUCACUGCAACUUGUAAAACUUGGAACUUGUUCACUUUAACCCCCAUGACGAUCAUGACAGAAUUUCUUCCUUAUGAUAGGCAGAGAAGUGAUUAGAGUAAAGAAAAAUAUCAAUUGGAGGAUUAUUGGUUGAUCCAAUACCAAAUUCUCCAAACUAACAUGAUAAGAAUUUUACCGCAGAUGGUAUAGAGAAUUACUAAUGAGAUCUGGAAGUGAAAGAGUUAUUUCAUUUGUUGCCUCAUUUUUUUUGUAGAAAAAACAUUUUUAAAGUACAAGCAAUACAUUUCUGCAAAGUAUACUACAAAAUAAUUAUGUUUCUGGUAAUGCAUCAAUCAAUUUGAAGCUUCCACAUCCCCUCUUGGCAACCUCCCAUCCUGGGCAUUUUAACUUUUUAAGAUUAGUUUGUUCAAAUUCCUGUCCCCAGGGGCAAAAAUUGUGUUCAAAUGCCCCAACCAAUUUUUUUUUGUAGAAGGCAACAUCAGUACCAUGACCUCUUAAACAUUAAUAAAAAAAUAAAAACCUAGAUUAUGUAGAUCUUUACUUCAGAGUCAUUUGCUUGCAAAGGUGAACUAUUUACCUUAAUUAAACACUUCGACACUUUCAAUUCAAAUUCCCCACCACACCCAGGCAGGGAAGGCAGUGACAUAUGACUGUAGGUUGCACAGAAAAGGGAGGGAUUUUAGAGCUUUGAAUUGAUCGGCACAUAAAACUUUUAGGAUUUAAUCAACCAUUAUCAAACUUUUUGCAAUGAACAAACAUGGUAAUUUACAAUUUUGAUGGCAGUUGUGUUUGCUUACUAUGAGGAAUGGAGCGAAAUGGUCAAUGGUCUUAGAGAACAGGCAAAAGAGAUGAUGCUGGGAUAUGAAUUGAGAUGUAAAGAGAAAAAGGUAUUUUAAUAUCUAGCUCUCGCUACUUGUUAUUCUUUUAUUAAACCCAAUCAACACAGAGCAGUUUUGUCCAUCUAUCGUCAACCCUCUUUUAAACUCCCAUGAGUGAAAAAGACAGAAUUUCUCCACACAAUAUCAAUACAGCAUCAAGCAGACACGCGAUAAGAAUAAAGACCAACAUAAAUUAGGGUUGUUUUUUUGGUCCAAAACCAAUUUGUCCAAGUUAACAGAAAGAUUUCCAGAUUUCAGGGAAAAAGAGAAAUAAAACACAAACAAUAGGACAUAAUCAUUACAUGCUUAGUUUAUUUGAAAGUAUUUAAAUGGGGAUCUAGGUGUGCCAAAGGGGAAAGGAGGUUGUCAUUAUAUUCAGCAAACUUUUGUCUCUUGUGUUCAAGACAUAGCUCCUUUACAUUUAGAGAACUAUCAAUUGAGGGUGUCUUUUAGGAGCAAUAAUGAAGUGAUUACAAAUCACUAGAUCCACAUGUGACAACAUUGAAAAAUCAAUUAAGGUAGCAAGUUACAGUGUAGUUCUUUAUAUGUGCAUGUUGGUCAUCCCUUUUAUAUCUUCGAGGUUAUCAUUUUAAGCCCAACAAGAUUGGCCAGUGAUGGAGGUUUAAAUUAUAAUUUUUAUGACUAAAAUGCCCAUCAUGGGAGUCAUAAUAAGCAUAGGUGAUUGUAGCUGAUUAGUCAGCAAAGUGGACUGACCAAUUGAUUAAUUUGGUCUCAUCAACUGAGUUGAUAAUGUAAUUAAAUCAGCCAAUAGUGAUUACAAUUAAGGGCUAACACAAAGGGUUCACUCUUGAAACAUCAGCUUUAGAACUGAUGGUGGCCAAUUGACAUCAUCAAUUCAGUUUUUAAAACCAAAUUAUCUUUUAUUGCCCAACACUGAUGCAGCACCACAGUUUCUUUAGAAACAUCUCUGUUAUUCAUUAAUCAAUUGAGUAGCUUAUUAUUACUGUUUUGUAGGUCCAUUUUGGUUGAUAUUUUUUUUCUUCAAUUUUAUCCUUAUUAUUUUAGUUACAUUAUGAGAUGAUCCUGAUUGCUGGUAAGCCUGCAGGUAAUGUGAUAUGCAGUGAGGCUAAAACACAGAAGGUGGACCUUGUUAUAACUGGUUGCCGUGGACUGAGCAAAGCUAGACGUACAAUCCUUGGAAGUGUUAGUGACUAUGUAGUGCACCACAGUGGCCUUCCAGUCUGUGUAGUACCUCCUCCUUUAAAAAAACAUGACCAAUGAAAAAUAUUUAGAUACACAGAUCUGAUCCCAGCUGCAAUUAGACAUACUGCUCCAAAAGAAAAACACUUUUUGGUUUACAAAUGAGGCAUUCAUUUUUCAUAAACUUCUUAAUAACUGAGAGUGAGGGCCAUACUAGGGAAUAUUGGCCUGAGGUCCAUACCAAAAUGGCUAAGGGCCAAUAUUCCCCAGUACAGCUUGAGCAAGUGAGGUUAGUAAGUAGUUAUAAUUACAUGGCACCCAGACCAAUCUUGUUUAUUUUCAAUUUGCAAGCUUCCCCAAACUUAAAUAAGGAACUGUCAGUAUGGCAAAAUCCUGACCAAGUAAGGGCCAAUCAGAAUGACUGGAUUUACCUCAGGAUUUCAUAUGUAUCUUGUCAUGUAAUUAAAUUGAGUAUUUUAAUUCAAAAGCCAAGCUGCAGUCAUUAGAAACUGGCAUAGAUCAAAACUUGUUUGAUCUGUGUAAAUGAUCAAAAGGGUUACAGCUCUGCAACUGAGAAAAUGCAUUACCACUGAAAAGGAUACUUAUCAAAAUAUUGUAAGUAGUCUGAGAAGAUUUAACCAAUUACUAUCAAAAUAGGGGUUUCACUGGUCAUAUAAUUAAUCGUUUAAACAUUAUGAACAUGCAAACAAUUUAAACUAUUUCUGGUUCAAAUUUUCUCUGCAUUAUUAAAAUGGUUACAGAAACUGUACCAGAGUUAUGGAGAUUUAGAUUGCCUUAAUUAAAGAUAAUUAUCAUUUUAAAAGUCACAUUUACCAUUGCAACUUUCAGUCACUGUCUGGUACUUAAAUAUUUUUAUCUAGGCUACAUCAAAUUUCCUUGAUUACAAAGUUUCUAAAUUUUCGAUCAGACUCUUUCAUGUGUGUCUUCAAUUAUCAUCAAGAUAAUAAUUAACAACUAUUAUCUUCGUAUAAACUAGAUCAGUGAGAUAAUAUUGCACUUAAAGAAGAUUUUUGUUUCUGCAAGAUUACAAUAUUUCCUGGUGCAAAUCCCAUGUUAGUUACUUGAAGGUGAAUGACAAAGGAUAUUUUUAGUUCGAGUACCCAAUCAAGAGCGUGCCUUCAAUGCCAUCCACUGAUUUAGUAUAUACUAAAUGUCAAUUACAGACCUAGUUUACUAAGUGCAUUCAGAAGUUACAAUCAUCCACAUAUCACACAAUCCUCUAAGAUAUUUUAACUAUUGCCACUUGACAUAUGGUAAGCAUAGAGGUCAAUAAUAUUAAGGUAAUUUAAUUAAGUGUACUAAUCUACAAGUAUUUACAUACUGUAACUGUAGAAGAAUUUUACUAUUUUGAGGUUUAAAAAACUGCC